AUGGGCUCGACACCACUCCCCAUCACCCUCGAUUCGCUCCCCAAAGAAAUCCUCAUCCAGAUCCUCGGCCACUUACCAGCGCAACGCGAUGUCUACGCCACCUGUCUCGUUAACCACCGGCUCAAUUCGUUUGCCGAUCCAAUACUGUAUAAGAGUAUCAGAUUUGAUCAGCCGAAACACCAUUUUACUUUCUCCGAGAGUUUGGUGAAGAGACCGAGGCGUGGGAGUCUGAUCAUGGAUGUGAGACUCGAGUAUCCGAGUAGUGAGCUCAGCGAUUUUAUCUUUCAGAGGGAGAGUAGGAUUGAUGGGUUUAGUCAUACGAUUAGUACGAUGAGCAAUUUGGAGACGUUGGAGAUUUCGGUGCCCGAGAGGUUGUGUCAUGGGAUUGGGACGCUUUUUAAUGGGCCGUUUGAUUUGGCUUGUUUGAGGACUUGUUCUUUAUUCUACCAGCGCGAAGAUGGUGGCUACUGGGACCUCAAAGAAAACAUCCACAUCUUCGGCCACCCAACCCUAGAAACCCUCACCAUCACACGCGCCCGUCUCGAUCAGAAAGGCUUCGAAUCCGUAGAACAACCCUCAGAAACCGCACUGACAACCCUCAAACUCAUCAAUUGCGACAUCAACGACGACGCCCUCUCAGAACUCCUCCUCUUCCCAGACGCCCUCAAAGAAAUCACCAUCACGCACUCCGCAACCCCAGAACCACCCCUGGAAGAAAGCGCCAACGCCACAAUGUCCGACUACAUCCUCGCCCUCGGCUCCGCAAACCACUCACUCGAAUCCAUCUCCAUCGACUUCCCUACCCUCGGCGGCACCAAAGCUCUCCGCAUGCGCGAGUUCGAACAGCUGCACACGCUUGAACUGAGAGAUUACCAGCUUUUCGGCCAGUCUUCGUCGGCUGCGAGGCUUCAUUCCGUGGCGCUACCGCCGAAUCUGGAGACGUUGAAGUUUUGGGGGCCGGUGGGGGUCGAUGAGGAGGUUUGUGAGUUGUUGUGUUAUGAGAUUGAGAAUAUGGGGUUUUUGGCGAGGAAGUUGAGGAGGGUGGUGGUUGAGGGGGGUGGGGUGCCGGAGGUGGUGAGAGAGGCGUGUGGGAAGGCGGAGGGGAGCUUUGAGUUGGUUGUUAGGUGA
Glarea lozoyensis ATCC 20868 is the source of this 1128-nucleotide messenger RNA. Its product is annotated as RNI-like protein. The record is from RefSeq and is a predicted model, not a curated record. Bases 1 to 1128 code for a protein of 375 amino acids. Gene Ontology annotation, molecular function: protein binding. Lineage: Eukaryota; Fungi; Ascomycota; Leotiomycetes; Helotiales; Helotiaceae. The transcript has 2 exons.